This is a messenger RNA of Anthostomella pinea, 1134 nucleotides long. The record is from the annotation of a GenBank genome assembly. NCBI's taxonomy places the organism in Eukaryota, Fungi, Ascomycota, Sordariomycetes, Xylariales, Xylariaceae.
AUGUCCGUCACGAAACUGGAGCUACGCACCGCUCUCGGCCCGGUAUAUCGGGAUGUCCUACCCAACCCACCCCGGGCCUGCACGCCCGAGGAGAUUCCGGUCAUCGAUCUGACGCCCAUGUUCUCCGACGAGCUCUACGAGCGACAGAAGGUCGCGUCGAGCAUCAGAUCAGCCGCCGUGAACAAGGGAUUCUUCUACGUCAAAAACCACGGCAUCCCUACGGAUACGAUCGCGCAGUGCAAACAGCAGGUCUUGAAUUUCAUGAGGCAGCCACAAGAGAAGAAGGACAGCGUCAGCUCGCAGAAGUACAGCAAGUACUUCAACGGCUAUCUUGGCAAGCGCACCUCCCAGAUAUCUCCUAGCGAGACGGCCGAUGUCCGAGAAUCCUUUUCGUUUCGGUACUCACCCGACAUUGACCCCGACCACCCUAUGGAUCUAUCUGAAAUUCCCGAAGAGGUCAGGCCGUGGAUCCGGGCGGAGGAAUUCGUGUGGGAGGGCACGAAACACCUCCCUGGCUUCAAAGAGGACCUGCUUGCGUAUUGGGGCGGAUGUCUGACCUUGGCUAGAAGACUGGUCAGGAUGUUCGCUCUCUCGCUUGACCUGGAGGAGAACUACUGGGAUGACAAAGUGACGUUUCCCGGCGCCGAUGGGGUUUGCAAUUACUACCCGACAAGGAACGAAGAGGAGGUCGACCAGAAGUUCGUGCACCUUGGCAGCCACACAGAUCUACAGCUGUUCACGCUGCUGUGGCAAGACAGCGUCGGAGGGUUGCAGGUAUUGACUCGAGAAGGCCAGUGGCUCAAGUUCAAGGCACCCCCUAUCGAGGAUACCAUCGUAGUCAACAUUGGCGACUUCAUGAUGCGACUCUGUAACGAUAUAUACAAGUCGACGGUCCAUAGGGUCACCAACGAUUCUGCUAUCGAACGGGUCUCCUUGCCAUUCUUCUUCGGCCUCAACUUCAACUGUGUCGAGGGUGUCGUCCCAUCAUGUACUUCAGAGAAUAAUCCAGCAAGAUACGAGCCUAUAUCGUGCGGUGACUGGUGCCAAAUGAGAUUCAAGCUCGAAAGAAACGAUUUCGAGAAGCAGGAGGCCAAGAAGUCAAUGGCCCCGAGUGCGAUGGUCGUCGAAGCGUAG